GCUAGAGGUCAUCAGAGGCUCACACCGCCGCGAGGACUUUUCCCAAACAUUCCCCCGCUACGUGACGUCAUCCACCACUGCUCCGCCUCGUGCCACAACGACUCUGCUUGUUUGCCUGACAGCUGCACGAGACGCGCGGCGUAUUGUCUCUGUAUUCGGACCAUAGAUUGGGACUGUCAGCUGGUGUCAGUCGGUACCUUCGGUUCCGUUGAAGACGACCUUCAACCCGGUGAAGAGAAGCGGAGGACCGGAGACUGUCGGUCCUGUCAAACAGCUGUGUGAGCCUCUCUGGAGGAGGCUCGCGCUCUUUGUAACUCUAAAGUGAAUGACUGUGUGUAGCUGGUUUCUUCACUGCAGCCACUGACUCCAAUGGCUCCGAGAACUGUUUGAGGAUCUGUUGAGCAGGAAUAGCACAGAAAUGAGCUGGGCUGAGGACGACUGGACAGUGGGGCUGUCUGGGCGAGUUCUGCAAAAAGUGAAGGAGCUGCAGGUCCAUCAGGAUCGACUGUCCAGAGAGAACAAGCAGAAACAGCGACAGCUGGACAACAUCAAUACAAGCCUAGAAAAACAGACUGCAAAGCAUGAGGAGGUGCGUGGAGAGCUCCAGUAUGUGCACAGAGAGCUCCAGAGUGUUCGAGAUGAGGCCAAGGCAGCGGUGACCGCAAGGGAGCGUCUGAACCAGGAGCUUCAGACAAAGCAGGCCCAAGUAUGCUCAUUUGAAGGCCAGCUGGAUGCUGCUCGCACCCUCAACAACAAACUCACCCAGGAAAUUAAAAGGCUGGAGGCAGAGCUGGAGAAGCUGCAGAAUAGUAGCAGGUCAGCAGACAACACUUUGUUCUCUACACCCUGCUGGAACACAACUUCUCCCUGGGAACAUAAUGGUAGCAGAAAGGAGGAGACGACCGGGCAAAGAGAUGAAGGACAGAGCCGUGCACCUCACAUCCGACAAAGACUCCAGUUCUCAGAAGUGCCCCCGGUCCCAUUAUCACGACCACAACACAAGAGCACCCCCCACCGCCACUCAGCCAACCAAUCGGAAACCUUCUCAACUCCCUCGGCUGCGUUUCCAUGGGAACGGGAUGACUCGAGGCCAGCAGCCAGGAGAAGAUCCCCAUCCUCUCCCCAUCCCCAGACUCCCUGUGUUGAUGUCAUCAGUCAGGGCCAGCUGGAGCAGAGGGCUUGUGGGAAGGAGACGGAUCACAGAGCAGAGACAGACACAUCUUUGUCAGAAAUGCGGAGUCGUGUGUCUGCUCUGGAGGAGGAGCUGUCUGUGAAGGCUGGCACUUUGAAGUCCAUUCAGAAUGAAAUGAUGCAGAGCAAGAAGGAGCUCACUGCCAAGGAGCACAACAUUCAGAGAGCUCGUGAUGAGCUCAGCCUGGCACACACACGCAUGGCACAGGAGAGUGAACGGGCAUCAGGUGCUGAGCAAAGACUGAAACAUCUACAAGAGGAGCUGAAGUGUCAGAGGCAAAAUACAGAGAGCAGCCGACUGCAGCAUCAACAACGCUCUAAGGAGCUGGAGAAACAACAUCAGAGUGAUUUGACGGAGCUUCAGAAGGAGCGACAGGCUCUGGAGAAGCAGCAUCAUCAGGAGGUGAAUAAGCUCAACCAGGAGCUUCAGCAGGCGAGGACAGUCCACAAUACCCUGCAGGCUCACGCUGAUAAGCUGUCUCUGCAGAAGCAGGCAUUGGACAAAGAGCUGGAUAAUGUGAAAGAGAAACUGAAGUGGACAGAAGGACAGCUGCAGGAGAGCCAGAAGAAAGAGGCUCAGACGCAAGCCAAGCUGACGGAAGCACUCCGCGAUGCAGAGGGUGUGGCGGUCAGUCUGGAACAGAGCAGGAAGAGAGAGAGAGCUCUGGAGGAGGAGGGGAGGAGACUCACGGAGGAGCGGGCCGACGCCCUUCAUCUUCUCAAAGAGCUGCAGGAGCAAAAAGCUGCCUCAGCACCUCUUCAGCAACCUGUUCAGUUUUGCCCUGUUGGACAGAGUUUCUCUGCUCAGCCUUAUCACAGUCCUCUCUCUCGGCCAUCCCCUUCAAUCAAGAAGCACAGCACUGCAAACCUGGCAGAGCAGAAGAGGGAUGAAGAAGAGGGCAUAAAUAAGAGAGGGGAAGAGGUUACAGCAUCUUACCCCCCUGACAGGGAGCCAGGAGAAGGCAUCGACUCAGAGCACAUCUCCCAAGACUCUGAGUGUUUACAAAGAGCGGGACAUGGAAAUAAUGGAAAUGAUCCGGGGAGCAAGAGUAGAAAUGAGGGUGACAUAUUUGAACAUGCACUCUCUAGUUCCUCUCAUUCUACUGCUGGUUUGCCCACUAACAACUCUAUAGCAGGUGAUGUGAUGCUUUCUGUUGAAAGGACAUCUUUUCUCAACUCUGAGAAGGCUACUGUCUCUGAAGACCUCAAAAAGGAGAAUGCAGCACUACGCUCAGAGCUAAAUGAUGCAUGUGAAGAACUACAGAAGCGCCUCGAGGACCUAGAAGGCCAGCGACGGGCCGAGACAGAAGCCAGGACUCGACUGAAACAGCUGAGUCGAAAACAUGCCAGCCAGGUCGUGGAGAAGGAGGAACAGGACAAGGGAUGGAAGGCACAGCUGGAGAGAGAGAGGGCUGAGACUGAGAGGCUGAGGAAGGCUGUGGCUGCUUUGGAGACGGAGAUGAAUCAAAAAAAUAAGGAGAAGGAAAAUAAGGAGAGAGAAGAGCAGGAGGAAGAGCAAAACAAAGUGCUCCAAGAGAGGGAAAGUGAAAUGAUAGAGCUGAACUUCCAGCUAAAGAAACAGUUGGCAGAGGUGAAAUCACAGCUGGCUUUAGAAAAGGAGGAGAGGAAGAGGGAGGAAGAGGAGAGAAACCAAAUGAACACUGACAAAGAUGUAAAUAACGAGCUGAGCAAGAAUCUAGAGGAGCUUAAAGCUGAGUUGGAAGAACUGAAGCGCAGUAGAAAUGAAGACUUGUUGGAAAAGGAGAAACUUUCAGUCACAAACAGCCCACUGACAUACCUGACUCUUCAUAACGAUGAGCUCAACUCCAACAUGAUUGGCUGCGACAACAAGCUCCUCCCUUCACCAGUGCAGCAUCUCCUGUUCUGCCAGUCCACCAACCAAUGCAACAUGCUUGUCUCUCAGGCCACAGCAGAUCUCAUCCAGGAGGAGGGAUCAGUGAUGGAUCCUGUAGGCACAUGUUUGUCAGAUGAGGGGCAAACAGAUGAAGACACUAGAAAAACCCUUCAGAAGGAUGAGUUCUCUCACUCCAAUUUGGCAAAGGAGGUGGAGCAGCUGCAGAGGGAGAAGGCGAAGGAGAUGGAGCGCUGUAACCAAUACCAGGUUAAACUGGAGGCCCUACAAAGCCAGGUGACACGUCAGACUAAACAGCUCACCAUGGCUUUUGAGGCGCAAAGCCAGCACAUCUCUGGCCUUUUAGCAGAGCUGCAAGAGAAGGAGAGCACCCUCCUCCGCCAGGGAGAGGAACUGCAGCGCCACAAGCAAGAGCUCGAUACACUCAAGGCAACAAAGAAGGAAGAAAAGCAGGAAAGACGAGAGGAGUUGACAGUCGAAGAGCAUGGGAAACAAAAAGAAGAGACUCAAGAUGAGGGCUCAGGAGAAACUCCUGGGCUUGAGGAACAUCAUCAUCCAGACUCAGGGAAUACUUUGAGUGACGCUGACUCUUCUUCUGUAAUCAGAGAGACUGAGUCCAGUCAAGACGGAAGAACAUUAGACGUGGCUGCAGAACUCAUCGCCCUGCGAGAGGAGAAUCAGCUGCUGAGAAAAAGGAUUGACGGCUUCCCCGAUUCAGCAGCUAACACUCCUGAAGUCCACACUGAUGGCAAAAACCAACAAGACACAGCCAGGAAAAUCCCAAACACAGGAGAUGCUGCUGUGUCCCGCUUGUUUGAGCAUAAGGAACCUCUGCUGGCUGACAUCAAUGCUUUAGAACAGGAAGACAGGGGAACCUCGAAGGUUGAGAGAGAACAGGAGGCAGAAUCUGAGCUUCAGAUCGUCCGUCUUCAGCAACAGGUGGUGGAGCUGCACACAAAGCUACGGUCUCUCUCUGAGGAGACCCAGCAGCAGGCGGAGGAGCUUACUAUGUGGAGACUGGCCUCACAACCAGCCCCGACCUUUGACCUUCUCAACACAGAAAACUCAGAGCCCCAGUCUGAUCAGCAGCAGACUGAAGGGAUGACCCAGGACCAGCUAAAGGUUCAAGUGCAAAACCUGGGUGUUCAGGAGAGUCCUGGUAACGUGACAGUGAUCAGGGGAGAUGAGUUAUUCCUCUCCUGCUCCUCUAACAGACUGCAGGGUCGCAUGUUGUUCUCCAGAUUGCAGCACAGCAAUCUUCCUGAACCAAAGAGUCUGCAUCCCUCUAAAAAGAUGGCGGCGCUUCAGGAGUACAAUCAAGUCACUACCAAAGUUGACAAGGAAAUUGAAAAAGAAAACCUGGACAUCAACGUCAUGCAUCGGUCAAAUAUUCAUCAAACACAACACAAAGAGAAAAAAGACUCUGAAGUAAUCCAGAUGUCAUCUGAGAAAACGGGUCAGCAACGAGUCACCAAAGAUGUCCACGUAAUCUCAGGACCAAAUCAGACCAGAACGGCAGAGUGUGAUAUCAAGAAUCACGAGGCCAAACCAGAAAACAAAAUAAACACCACCAAUGAUUCUUCUGACGGACCUGUAAGUACAGGCAUGAAGAGUGUCAGCAGUCAAACAGAGGAGAGUUUCUAUCUUAGUGCUCCAACACCACCUGACCUUCACUGUGCAUACACACAGACUGAAGAGGAGGAGGAAGAGGAAGAAUUAGUGGAUUCCCCUCCUGUCUCUCCCGUGCAGUUAUCUGAAGGGGCAGGGGUAGGAGACAAAAGGUUGUUUUCAGGUUCCUUCCCCAUCCCAGCUGACCCAGCCCAACUGGCUGAAAGAAUCCGCCGUAACAGGACGCAGCUGUCUGCUGCCUUCGACGACACCGAGUACGAACCCUAUGGACUGCCGGAAGUGGUCAUGAAAGGGUUUGCUGACAUACCCAGUGGUCCCUCGUGUCCCUACAUUGUAAGAAGAGGUUUGUUGGGGACAUCUGUCGUACCCGCCCCUCAGAAAGACUCGAGACAGGAGGAGACGGAUUAAAACACAGCUACAGAUUGACAGUGAACCUCUGUGAUUGAUGACGGCUGCUACACACGGACUCUCCCUUCACCAGCAAACUGAAGCACCUCCUACUCUUAAAACCAGCAUAUGAGCAGUUUUUAAAGAGCUGCAAUCCCACAUGGACUCCUGUGUGUGUGUGUUGUGCAGGUAACUGCGCCUGCACUGGGUAGAACAAACACCUCCUCUGUGGAUGUAAAAUGUCUUAAUGGUCAGUAGUUUAUCCUCUUAAUUACAGUGUGGAGACUCUGUCGCCCAUCAUAACACUGUCACUUUACACCCACCUGUAUAUUUAGGCACAGAGGUAGUGAUUUAGUGGUGUUUGUUGAUGUUUCUUGCAGAUAAGAACCUCUUUUUCCAGAGGGAUUGUUUAGUUUUUAGUAACUCUGAAUUAAAUGAUGUGUCUACUCCGUGUGGAAGAAAACAGUGCCUAGUUGAUGCAUUUCCAAACAAGAUGUGUGUGACUUGUUUUCCAAAAGGGAGAAGUCAAGCAAGGUCUGUUGUGAGAACGUGAUCUAUUUUCUUUUUUGGGAUUCUUGCGGUGGCUUAUUUAUAUACGACUGAAUGUGUUCCAACAGAGGGCAGGUGUUUACAGAAGUUGCGUGAAAGUGUAGUGGGUGAGAUGUAAGCUGUGAUUAUGAACAUGUGUGUCCUCAUCUUGAUGUUCGCAUUUGUGUAUGCGUGCAUGUGUGUGCGUGUGUGGGAGAGAGAGAGAAAGGGUGAGCACAUGUCUAUGACUCAGUCUAACCUGUGCUGGUUUCCGCUCCAUGUAUGGUGAAACACACUGGUCUCCCUCUCUCCUCCUGCUGCUGCUUUGCUUCUCUCCUACACUAACAAGCACUCAGUUGUUAGCUCUGCGAUGCAGUAACCAAAAACUUCACAUCUGAAGCUUUAUUUUAUUAACACAUAAAUUCAGUUUGUUUCUUCUGUUUGAUCAGAUCUAAUUUAUUUGAUAUGAUUUUGAUACUUGCACAUUUGCUACUGUGCCAUAGACGGCAGUAGCCAACAUGUAUGUAAAAUGUAGACCUUGUAGAUAAGUUGGAGCUGAUUUAGAGUUAGGAUUGGAUCUGUCUUGUAUCCCAGGUUUGACCACUCAAAUGAGAGAUCCUUUUCUGCAGCGUUUUAAUUUAAGAUAGGAGGAUAAAAUCCAUUAUCCUCAACCUGUAGAAAAACUCUUACAGGACUGUUGGAGGUUUGUAUUUAUGAAUUCUGGAUAAAGCUUUGUUUCACCAAAUACUUGUUUCAGAGGCUAGAUGACUGGCAGGACUACUUGGAGAAGGUGCCUAAAUCUAUUACAGUUGAAAGGUAAAUCUACAUUCGUCUCUUUACUGUCGGCAAUGUAUUACUCUUAUGUGAAGCAGCUGAUGCUACUAAGUAAACUUGAUAUUGCAGCACUGCUAAUGAGGUGUUUCUUUCAGUUUGAAAGGGAAUAACAAUUUAAUUGGCCUUUUUUUAUUUCAAUGUCCUCAUAAGCAUUUAUAUAUUGUUUUGAAACAGACUUGAACUAUUUGAACCUUUUCUUGAAACCCUUACUGAGACAUAUUUCAGAGUCUUCUGAGAUGACUUCAGCAGAAUACAUAUUUUUGUUAAAGUGUGGGAGUGAUCUUUUCUCUAGUUGACUCUUCUAGAUGUUUUCUCUGGGCCUUGAUUAGUCGUCUCAGUCAGUACAGCGUGGACUUUUCCUGCCUUGGCUAGAUGUCAUCAUUGCCAGUCAUUUGCCAUAUUGACAUCCUCACACACAUGUACACACACUACUCCGUGAGUUGCAGUUGCCUUGUUAUCUCUGGGAUCUGUAGUUCAUUGGCAGUGAGGAGUGGUUGCAAGAUUCUGAGCAGGCUGAGCUCAGUGUGCUUGUGUUGCUUUGUUUUGGACACUUUAAGUUAAAUGUAUCUGUGUUACUGAGUCUAGAAUAAAAGACUUGCUCUCAAA
Molecule: messenger RNA, 7048 nt
Organism: Notolabrus celidotus (New Zealand spotty)
Lineage: Eukaryota; Metazoa; Chordata; Actinopteri; Labriformes; Labridae
Product: centromere protein F
Exons: 19
Coding region: 419-5101 (1560 amino acids)
Biological process (GO): mitotic cell cycle; metaphase chromosome alignment; regulation of G2/M transition of mitotic cell cycle
Cellular component (GO): nucleus; chromosome, centromeric region; spindle pole
Molecular function (GO): microtubule binding; dynein complex binding
Source: RefSeq, a predicted model, not a curated record